This is a messenger RNA of Ipomoea triloba (trilobed morning glory), 2572 nucleotides long. RefSeq names its product dammarenediol II synthase-like. Lineage: Eukaryota; Viridiplantae; Streptophyta; Magnoliopsida; Solanales; Convolvulaceae. Gene Ontology annotation, molecular function: beta-amyrin synthase activity. The coding region runs from base 80 to 2389 and encodes 769 amino acids. The record is from RefSeq and is a predicted model, not a curated record. The transcript has 15 exons. Gene Ontology annotation, cellular component: lipid droplet. Gene Ontology annotation, biological process: triterpenoid biosynthetic process.
AUUGAGUUCUUAUCACAUGUCCCUCUAGUUUUCCUUUUCCUCUUCUGUUAAUUCACCCUACCAGCAUAGUAGCAAGAAGAUGUGGAAGCUUAAGAUUGGUGAAGGUGGGGGGCCAUACCUAUACAGCACCAACAACUACGUGGGUAGACAAAUAUGGGAGUAUGACCCUAACGCCGGUACACCGGAAGAACGACAAGCAGUUGAAAAAGUCCGGGAAGAGUUCAGAACAAACCGGCAGAGUGGUUUCCAUGUCUGUGGUGAUUUGUUGAUGAGAAUGCAGAUGAUCAAAGAAAGUGGGAUUGAUGUGUUGAGCAUUCCUCCGAUAAGAUUAGGAGAGGAAGAAGAAGUCAAUUAUGAGGCUGUCACAACGGCUGUUAGAAAAGCCGUACGAUUGAACCGUGCACUUCAAGCUAGAGAUGGACACUGGCCAGCUCAGAAUGCUGGACCUAUGUUUUACACUCCUCCCUUGCUGAUUGCAUUGUACAUUAGUGGAGCAAUUGAAACAAUUUUAACGUCAGAGCACAAAAAAGAAUUAGUUCGAUAUAUCUACAAUCAUCAAAAUGGAGAUGGUGGGUGGGGAUUAUACGUAGAUGGACACAGUACCAUGAUUGGGUCAGCACUUAGCUAUGUGGCCUUGCGUUUGCUUGGAGAAGAGGCUAAGGAUGGUGAUGGUGCCAUUGUUAGAGGUCGAAAAUGGAUUGUUGAUCAUGGAGGUGCCACUGGAAUUCCCUCAUGGGGAAAGCUUUAUCUUUCUGUGCUUGGAGUGUAUGAGUGGGAUGGGUGUAAUCCAAUCCCACCAGAAUUCUGGCUUUUCCCUUCCAAUUUUAUUUUCCAUCCAGCCAACAUGUGGUGUUACUGCCGGACAACGUACAUGCCUAUGUCAUAUUUGUAUGCAAGAAGAUAUCAUGGACCGUUAACUAAUCUUGUUCUUUGCAUAAGAAAUGAAAUUUAUGUCAAACCUUAUGAUCAAAUUGAUUGGAACAGUGCUCGCAUGGAUUGCUGUAAGGAGGACUUGUACUACCCCCAUAGUUUCAUCCAAGAUCUGCUAUGGAACACCCUUCAAUAUUGCGUUGAGCCAUUCAUGAGUCGUUGGCCUUUCAAGAAAAUUAGAGAAAUGGCAAUGAGAAAAGCAAUCAAGUACAUGCGCUAUAACGCAGAGGAGACCAGAUAUAUUACCAUUGGUUGCGUAGAAAAGAGUUUGCAAAUGAUGUGCUGGUGGGCAGAAGAUCCAAAUUGCGAUGAGUUCAAAUACCAUCUUGCUAGAAUUCCUGAUUACUUAUGGGUUUCAGAAGAUGGAAUGACGAUGCAUAGUUUUGGGAGUCAGAAUUGGGAUUCCACUUUUGCCACCCAAGCUAUAAUUGCUAGUGGCAUGGUAGAAGAAUAUGGAGACUGCUUGAAAAAGGCUCACUUCUAUAUCAAAGAGUCACAGAUAAAAGAAAAUCCAAAAGGGGACUUCAAAAGUAUGUAUCGUCAUUUCAAUAAAGGAUCAUGGACAUUCUCUGAUCAAGACCAUGGUUGGACUCUCUCCGACGGCACAGCAGAGGCUCUUAAGUGUCUGCUACUCCUUGGGCAAAUGCAUCCGGAAAUUGUAGGAGAAAAGGCCGAUGCUCGGCGCUUGUAUGAAGCUGUAGAUGUUUUGCUUUAUCUUCAAAGUCCCAACAGUGGUGGUUUUUCUAUCUGGGAGCCUCCUGUUCCGCAACCAUAUAUGCAACUGUUGAAUCCAUCUGAAUUCUUUGCAGAUAUUGUAGUAGAGAAAGAGCAUGUAGAACCUACUGGAUGUAUAAUCAGUGCUCUUGCGGCCUUCAGAUCUCAAUAUCCGAAUUAUAGACCAAAAGAAAUUGAUAUUUCUAUAUCAAAGGCAGUACAAUACCUUGAAAAUGAACAGCAAGCAGAUGGGUCAUGGUAUGGGUACUGGGGAAUUUGUUUCCUCUAUGGCACUUGCUUUGCCCUAUUAGGGCGAAUUUGUUUCCUCUAUGGCACUUGCUUUGCCCUAUUAGGGCUGGCAACUGCGGGAAAGAAUUACGAGAAUAGUAAAGCCAUUCGCAAAGCUGUUCAUUUCUACCUAUCAAAACAGAACCAAGAAGGUGGCUGGGGAGAAUGUCUUGAAUCUUGCCCAACCAUGAAAUAUAUACCGUUGGAAGGGAAUCGUACAAAUUUGGUACAAACAUCAUGGGCAAUGCUAGGACUCAUGUACUCUGGACAGGCUGAGAGGGAUCCAACUCCUUUACACAAAGCAGCUAAGUUAUUAAUCAAUGCACAAAUGGAAGAUGGAGAUUUCCCUCAACAAGACAUUACUGGAGUCUUUAUGAGGAAUUGCAUGUUGCACUAUGCACAAUAUAGGAGUUACUUCCCAUUGUGGGCAUUGGCUGAAUAUCGUAAACGCCUGUGAACAUCAAAAAGUCACUAAAUUCAAAUCCUACUAAAUAUAUCACUAGUGGAAUUUUAUGUAUCCAUUCCACCUCCAAGUUAACAUGUAAUCUUGUGGUGUACACUAUGUUACUUCAAGAAAUAACAAUCUUUGUAUGAGUUUGAUUCAGUAACAUUAUAUCGACUCCUAUAUGAAUUAUUUGAA